Cynoglossus semilaevis (tongue sole) is the source of this 4669-nucleotide messenger RNA. RefSeq names its product membrane-associated ring finger (C3HC4) 2 (gene marchf2). Gene Ontology annotation, biological process: protein ubiquitination. The record is from RefSeq and is a predicted model, not a curated record. The transcript has 4 exons. Gene Ontology annotation, molecular function: ubiquitin-protein transferase activity; zinc ion binding. Lineage: Eukaryota; Metazoa; Chordata; Actinopteri; Pleuronectiformes; Cynoglossidae. The coding region runs from base 1398 to 2144 and encodes 248 amino acids.
CAUUUGUGUGUUUUUUUAUCUGUGAAAGUAAAUGUUUUCAUUAAUACUCAUUAAGCAGGAAUCUGAGACAUAUUCAAUAAAAAAUACAUUUUCUGAACGUUAUCUUAAAAAAGUUGAUAAAUGUUAGCACCGAGUAUAAUAAUGAUUAUAAUAAUCCACAUAGAUUACAAAUGUCUGAGCCGUUUUUUCGUGUUAUUUUUCUGACUGUUCUGAUCUGUUGACAGCACUUACUACUAAUGACGAGGUUUAAGAAGAAAAUAAAAUCUUGUUUAUGAUUGGCGGGAGGGGGGGGGGUUAAAAACAGGGGCACAAAUCCCUUUAUUGACUCCAAGAUUUUGCUUUAACAUCUGUCACAUUAAACACCAGUUUUUAAAAAAAUGCAACAACAACAAGCACCAAUGACCAAUAAAAAGGUACAGUACAGUAGAGUACUGAUGGCACCACUCCUAUUUUUCAUUUUUCAUUAUUUUCAUGAAAAGGAAAGGGCUGCACUGGAUUCUAACAAUUAAAUCCAACACUAAAUAUUAUACUAAUUUUAUAUGUGCUUUAAUUAACUAAAACUAGCUUGAAAAUAAAUUUUAUUCUCAUUUAUCUAUUUAUAAUAAUGUUCACACAUGCACUCAUUGACCUUUGGUUAAUAAAGAGUGGAGUUUAGUUUGGAAUGAGGCGUAAUAAAGGAAACAGAUGUUAAAACAAAGUGAAAAAAUGCAAAUAAAAUGUAAUCCUAUCAUAAGGUGGUAGAGCAGUGAUCAUCAACUGGUGGCCCGCGGGCCAAACAAUCCUGCCCACGACGGGAUUCCAAAACUGUGGGGAUUAAAUUUUCAAAGAAAAUUUAAAAGAAAUAUGGAAACUUUUAAAGGAUAUGUUGUUGCAGUAUAAAUGUAGUGUUUCAGACAGUCAGAGAACAAAAGUAAAUGUGCUUUUCUCUUGUUCUCGUAUCUUAAUGGUGGUGGUAGGGGGUUAUCAGAGAGGAGACAGCUGUUUAUCACACUGCUCUACGUCACACUCACAGACACUUGCUGAUUAGCAGACGCUGUGAGAGGACUGGCCUUCUCCCAGAUGGGUGCUCCUCCUUUACAUAAGAAUUUAUAGGCAUACGAGGUUGUCACACAGGAAUCUGAAGGACAUCUGUCAUAACUCAGGGCUGAGUUGGACCUCGUUUUUUCAAACCAAAAAAUGAAUUCAAAUAACUGGUAAUGUGACGUUGUUGUUGUUGUUGUGUGAUUUACAUUUGUUUUUACUGGUCAUUCAAUUCUCACAGUAACUUGAAUCACAAAGUCUCAGUGGUUCUCUCUCUGAUUUGGUAGAACCUGACUAGUCCUCAUCAUUGGGAGAACAGAGUCUCCGCUUUUCACCCCUCCCCCCAUCAAGUGGGCAAGUGUCAGGACACAGUUACCAUGAUGACAGGCGGCUGUUGCCACCUGCCUGGUUCUCUGUGUGACUGUGCCAGCAGCACGGCUGUGUGGAAGAGUGUGGAGGAAGGCAUCAGUGACGGGUGCCAAGGGCAUUAUGUCACCCAGGUCACGGCCAUCGAUGGACGGUUGUUGUCGUCUGUGCUGAAGCCCACUGGAACGCAGAGUGAUGGCCCAAUAUGUCGUAUCUGUCAUGAAGGGGGCAGCCACGAGUCUCUCCUCUCACCCUGUGACUGCACAGGCACCCUGGGUGCGGUGCACAAGAGCUGCUUGGAGCGGUGGUUGUCGUCCUCCAACACUAGCUACUGUGAGCUUUGCCACACAGAGUUCAACAUCGAGCGCCGGCCCAGGCCUCUGACAGAGUGGUUGCAGGAUCCUGGUCCCCGCAACGAGAAGAGAACCUUGUUCUGUGACAUGGUGUGCUUCCUGUUCAUCACACCUCUAGCAGCCAUAUCAGGCUGGCUGUGCCUGAAGGGCGCUCAGGACCACCUCCAGCUCGGCAGCUGGCUGCAGAGCGUGGGCCUCAUCACCCUGACUAUCGCCCUGUUUACCAUCUACGUGUUGUGGACCUUGGUGUCCUUCCGCUACCACUGUCAGCUGUACUCCGAGUGGAGACGAACAAAUCAGAGAGUGUGUCUGCUUGUGCCUGAAGGGAAGGAGUCCAACUCUUCCCAGCAUGCAUUGCUCUCCAGUAAACUGAUGAAAAAGCUGGCAAGUGAGAGCAUAGUAUGAAAACAAACGGACGGCUGAUUGUCAGUGAGUCGUGGCUGCCUGAGAGGGAAAAGAAGCACUUUUUGUCUCUUUUUUUUUGUUGCUUUUUUUAGCAUUAAGGAAAGGAGUCAGAGUUGCCGCGACAAAAAGCCAGUAGUGAAUGUGAAGGAUGGACCAAACCAGCAUUUUUUAAAAAUGGAAUAUAAAUGUUUGUUCUUAGUUUCAACAACCACAGGAGAUAAUGAUCAACACAGCCUUCCUUAUGGGUGAACUGUCAUAAUCAAACCGGAACCGUCUUGGGUUUGGACUAAUCUUCUCUUUACAGUAUUGUCUUUGCACAGUGUUUUGAAGCACACAAGUUGACGGCUUCACACUUUUUGGAUUCCGACACACAUUAACAUGAAGCACGACCGGACGAAGGUGCAGAAGAACACGUUGCACUUUGAGGAACCUCGUUCAGCAUGCACAGCCAUGCAUGGAACAGCUGUUUAGGACCGUGUGUUUUUUUACUCUUGUGGUAAUGUAAUGUACAUUUUAUUUUAUACUACUGCAGUGAGGUUCUAAAGUACUGUGUCCUCUCAGAGGAUCGUGUACCAUCAGCACUUAACGGGUGAAUCUUCAUGUCCUUAUAGACUGAGGGGAAUCCUCUUCCGAAUGGCUUUUAGAGGAACAUUUCCUGCAUUUCUUCUUGAAUAAUCUCUGACGGCCUGUUGUUCUGUUUACAGUAGUUUGUGAUUCUGUGUGCAAUGACCAGAAUUGUUGGUGUUUGGUGUUCCCUUUAGUGUUAAAUAUCAACCUUUAAUUUAACUCUCUCUCUGAAUGGUUUUAUGGAGUAAACUUUAUGCAAGUUUGUUGCUUUUUUUUUCACUUAACAGGCCACGAGACGUUUACACAGUGUUCCAUGUACAGUAUGUCCAUUUGAUGGCUGUUGUCUUCUUUGCCAACUCCCCUUAGCACACUGUGAUGAUACAGAGUCGUGUUGACUGUGUUUUGAACAGCAGACUGUUUACUUGUGACUCGUCACUGCUGUAUGUCGUUGGGUGCGUUAAAAAGAAAAGAAAAGGAGACAGUUUAACAUGUGGCUUUGUUCUGCGGCACGUGUUUUUAAAAAGUACUCUAUGCAGGAAUUUUGGAAUUCACCCGGCACAAGGGGGGGCUGUAAACACAGUUUAAAUCAGGAGUCUCAAGCUCAAAGGAGGUGGGGGCCACUGGUGCACCUGGAGGGCCAAAAAAUAACAGCAAUGGUCAAAUUACAUUAUUACUGAAGACUCAUUGUGGGUCGGACGUGGUUAACAACCUGAAAAUGACCUGCGGGCCGGGGGUUUGACACCCUGGUUUGAAAUGUCUGAUGAUGUAUUGAGAAUAUGGUAGAAUUUGUUUGACUAGGACCCGGGGGUCAGACAGUGGCUCCUUGACCUCCAGUUCAAACUUACAUGUUCUGUCUGUGGGAUAUCUGGACUGUUGGAGUCCAGAUUGUGGAUUAAGGUAAUCAGACAGUCUACAUCAAUCCCAGGUGUUAAUGUGGCCCUGUGAAUGGACAGGAUGUAGCCCCGGUGGCCCCAGUCAAUCUGAAUAAGAUUAAGAGGCUUAUACUACGUCCUUUGUGUUGCAUUACACCCGCCUCCCCUCCCCGUCUAUUUUUACUGCAGAAUAAUUUACCCAGAUGCUUCAUGACUAUUGUAAAACAUUAGAAAUGAAUCAUAUUAUUCAUAGACCUGUGAAGCCCUUUAAAAUGACUGUUUAUAUGAUUGAAAGGCUUAUUUUUUAAUGGGACAUUUCUGUAUAAAUAUGCCAUUAUUGUUAUUAUUAUUAUUAUUAUUAUUAUUCUAACCUGUGACAUAUUUUGCUGGUGUGAAUGUUCUGUUUUGAUUUCAUGCACUCUAGUGUUUGUACAAUGUUCGAUGUAAGAAGUUUUGAAAUACUUGAACAGUGUUUUUCUCGUGUGACGCCACGUCCCCGUUGUGAAUGUGGAGAAAGAAAAAAAAAACACAUUCUGUUCCCCUGCACUGUGUUCACUACUGCGUUCUACUGGAUCCUGUGGUUUAAAGUUGAAGAAGCCAUCAGAGCUGUUUGGCAAGCUGUUGCAUUUUAGCCGUGGUGUUCUGUUCUGUGGAGGUAGACAUCACAAAUGUUUGUUUGCUGACAGUUAUUUCCUCACUCUGCUCCUGAGGUUGCCGUUGAACUGCUCCUUUUGAAGGCUUUGUUUUUAAAUAAUCUGAGGAUUAACCCCCAUGACGCACCAGGGACGGUGUCCGCCGUACACGCCUCCAAAUCACUGGAUUAUCGAUGUUGUUACUGUUUGUCAAAAACAGUAACAACAUGGAUUACAUUGAGUUGUUUUUACAUUUUACACAGAAUGGUGGCUAUUGCUGUUUAUUGACGGACACUUCUCUAUUGUUUUCAGUGUCCAUACUUUGCUGAUGUUGUUUCUGUAUGAUGUGCUGCCAGAAAAGAUGUCUUUACCAAACGUCUGGUGCCUGUAAUCAGCCAACAACUGUUUUCGAAGCAAGAAAACAUUCUGAAAAUAAAAUUCCUUCUUUCAGUUC